Molecule: messenger RNA, 1290 nt
Organism: Harmonia axyridis
Lineage: Eukaryota; Metazoa; Arthropoda; Insecta; Coleoptera; Coccinellidae
Gene: tun
Product: protein N-terminal glutamine amidohydrolase
Exons: 5
Coding region: 56-682 (208 amino acids)
Cellular component (GO): cytosol; nucleus
Molecular function (GO): protein-N-terminal glutamine amidohydrolase activity; protein-N-terminal asparagine amidohydrolase activity
Source: RefSeq, a predicted model, not a curated record
ACAUUUCACUUUAUUAUGACAGGAAUGUCAUUUUGCCGCAUUACCAGAAAUAUUUAUGAUGGCAUCUAUUAAUUCUGAAAACAAAACAAAUUCCAAAAACUUAUUUCCAAAAUCUGCUGAUUGUUCAUAUGUGUCUUGCUAUUGCGAGGAGAAUGUAUUCAAACUAUGCGAGGACGUGACGAAGAGGUAUCCGGGAGAGAUACAAAAUUGUUCCGUUGUUUUCGUGUCAAACGCCAGAAGGAAGGUGCCCCUCUGGAAACAGAGGGCUGGUAAGGAUGAAGAGAAGUUAGUUAUCUGGGAUUACCACGUCAUAUUUCUCUACCAUCCAGAACCGCAGAAAUGCCUAGUCUACGAUCUUGAUUCAGAUCUACCAUUUCCGACAUAUGUCCACAAAUACAUCACAGAAACAUUCCGUACCGAUCAAAUAUUGAAACCAGAUUAUUUUCGAUUUUUCAGGGUGGUUUCAGCCAAAGAAUUCCUCAAUAAUUUUUCAUCGGACAGGAGACACAUGAAGAGACCUGAUGGUAGUUGGAUUAAACCCCCACCAAAUUAUGGACCAAUCACCAAUUCAAAUAAUCCUCAUAACUUAGAAGAAUUCAUUCAAAUGGAGCCAGCAAAAGGACCUGGAGAGGUCCUAAGUUUGACUCAGUUUGUUCAAAAAUUCUACAAACCUGCUACAUAAAUGAGAAAAUGUGCAGUUGAAGAAUAAAGUCAAUUGAAUAAAAUGAACUUGAGUCUUUGGGGAUAUUAAAAGCCUUUUCUUCUGGCCAUUGCCCUCUGAAAACUUGGCAUGCAACGACAAAGAUAUACGAUAUACUUCAUAUUAUCCAGCCAUCCAAGGAAUUCUUUAUAAUGAAUACUGUAUCAUCUUUUUGUGAUAGUAUUUUACUAGAAUUGAUAUUCAAUUCACAACUCAGGAUUUGCUUACAAAUAAUAAUGUUGCAUUUGUAUAUUCAGUGCACUCUAUCCAUCUAUUCUAAAAUAUACCUACAAAAUAUUCAUGAGAAUAACGUUUUUUUCAAUCAUUUUCACUGUUGCACAUAAGAUCUCAGCCUAAAAUGUUUAUAAAGUAUGUAAUACAACUCGACCUAAUAUUUUAAUAUUGAUAUGAUUUUAUAACUAUGCAAAAUAUUUCAUAUUUCAUUUCACUUUUUGAUGGACAUCUUAUGAAAGUUUUUAUCUGAAGUGCCCAAACAGUUAUAACUAUUACGAUUCCGAUUUUCAUCAUGUAGUGUUUGAAUUAUUACUUUUUUCAAUAAACUAUAUUAAGCUCUUGAUCAUUAAUUAAAA